AUGCUGAAUCUGGCGCAGAGAGACCGGAAAGUGGAGACGCCAACAAACAGACGAAGAACGCGCCGGAGCACUACUACGCCGCACCCAGCCUUCCGCCGACUCCUCACCGCCCACACGGCCAAGAAGAUCGGCCAGCACCAGCGAACGCCACCCGCCGUCCGGUCGACGCCGCCAUCCACCAUCCAGGGCCGCCGCCCCGGCGUCCAAACUCCGCCCGCCGAAGAUCCGAGGGAGUCCGGAGGACCACAGAGCAAGGGACCCGCCUCCAUGAGCGCGCGCCGGCCAGCAGCAACACCACGGACCUGGAAGUGGCCGAGCAGCAUGCGCAUUUGGGGAUCCGGGUGGGCUCGGCCGGGCCCGGGCCCUGCCCGGCCCGAGCGCGAGGCGGCCGGCCCGGCCGCGCUGCCCGUCCGGCUCCGCUCACAGGGCGUUGCGCCGCCGCCCGACCGCCGAGCGCCAUGGACACCCACCCUCGCGUCGCGCCGCCCGCCGUGGCGUAAGCUUCCGCGGAAGCCGCCGCCGCCCGAGCACGCACAUCUCGCAGAACCGCCGCACCGCCGUCGAACGGCCGUGCCGCCACGCCUGCUGCCAGCGCCGCGCCUCCGCACCGAUGCCGCCCGCGCCGCCAUCACCACGAGGAGGAGAGAAGGCGCCCCCCCGCCGCCGACGCCGACUGAGCUUCGCCCGGUGGCGCCUCCUGGCAGCGGCGAGGCGGGGGAGAGAAGGACGGGACUGGAGGCGGCGGCGGACUAG
This is a messenger RNA of Lolium perenne, 753 nucleotides long. The record is from RefSeq and is a predicted model, not a curated record. Lineage: Eukaryota; Viridiplantae; Streptophyta; Magnoliopsida; Poales; Poaceae.